AUGGACGCCUUUUAUGUCGCAUUACAUAUCUCUUUGGUAUUUUAUCUCAUCACCCCUGGAUUGUCAACUUGUCCAAUUGGCUGCUCCUGCACAAAUGAUAACUUGGGAAGGUCUUUACUGUGUAUGGAAACCUCCAUGGGACACAUCCCAGAGGAUAUUCCUCAUGAUUUCACCAAAAUCCGAAUUGAAAACUGCCACCUGACUGAGUUACCGCAAGGAUCUUUCUCUAAAGUUGGUGCCUUGGAGUUCCUCUGGCUGAAUUUCAAUGAGAUCACCCUGAUGAACAUUAAAAGCCUGGAGGGGCUUGCCAACCUGACAGAGCUGAGGCUACAAGGGAACAAGCUGACUUCAGUCCCGUGGACAGCAUUUCAGGACACACCCAAACUCAAGAUUUUGGAUUUGAAGCACAAUCGACUGGACGUCCUACCUGAACACGCUCUGCGACACUUACCUGCCCUCACCUACUUAGAUUUAUCCUUCAAUCAGCUUAGUGUCAUAUCAAAAGACGUCUUCAUCAAUUGGCCUCUUUACCAAACAGCAGAGAAAGCAUGGGGGAAAGAAGGGCUGGUCUCCAAUGUGGUUUUGGCGCUGCAUGACAACCCCUGGCUGUGCGAUUGUCGCCUCAAAGGCUUUGUUGAAUUCAUCAGGGCAGUCAGCCCUCCCAUCAUUCUGAUGAACUCUUAUUUGAAGUGCUCAGGCCCCAUCUCCAAAGCUGACAAGUUUUUCCAUGAGAUCCAGUUAAAAACAUGCAUGAAGCCAGUGGCAUCUGCCCCAGAGACUAACAUCACUUUACCUCUUGGAGCAAAUGCAACACUCAUAUGCUUAGUCAAGGCCAGGCCAGGCCCGACCAUUCAGUGGAUGUACAGUCUGAAGAUUAUAAGAGGAUUUGCUGCUACAGAGACUAUAGUGGACUCAGACACUGUCACCUCCCAGUUGGUGAUCCCCUCUCUUCACCUGGCAGACCGAGGACUCUACACCUGCGUGGCCAACAACUUCAUUGGCAACUCCUCUGUCGGCAUCAUGGUGAACAUCAGCGCCUCCAACACCUCUGCUCCUCUCCCUCCACCUGUCCCCAUGUUGUCGUCUGAUGCUAAUGAUUACAUUGACAUCCGCAUUGCCAAGCAGACAGUUUACGGUAUCACCCUUGAGUGGUAUGCAGCGACAGACAACCCUGCAGAGACCUGGUUCACUAUCCACUUUGGCAAAUAUGAUUCACCUAAAAAGGAGAUGAUCUACAUUGGCCCUGGCAUCAACAGCUACUCAGUCAGUGACCUACUUCCUGUCACCAAAUAUGAAGUCUGUGUGACCCUGAAGAACCAUCCACCAAGGGAAGGCCAGUGCAUCGUGUUUGUGACAGGAAGUGACAUCAGUGAGCUGGAGCAAAGAGAGAGGCUUAUCCACAUCAUAGUCCUUGUGUGUGCCAUGGUGUUGGCAGUGCCAGCCAGCAUGUACGCCUGCACCACGGAGGCCAGGUUCAGUUGUGUGGAGCGCUGCAUGGAUCUGUGCAAGAAGCGCAGGCUGCACAGAGAGAACCUGCAGGGGAUGGAAAGGCAGGGCACCUUUGACAGCCUACAGGCGACUAGUGAUGAAGGCCUGUGCAAGAACUCGGAGGAAAAGCCCAAAAAGAAAAGGAAAUCUGAGGAUCGGCCCAAAGGAGGGAGUGCAGCUUAUCUGUACUAG
Toxotes jaculatrix (banded archerfish) is the source of this 1680-nucleotide messenger RNA. Its product is annotated as leucine-rich repeat, immunoglobulin-like domain and transmembrane domain-containing protein 2. The record is from RefSeq and is a predicted model, not a curated record. The transcript is spliced from 3 exons. Gene Ontology annotation, molecular function: protein binding. Bases 1 to 1680 code for a protein of 559 amino acids. Lineage: Eukaryota; Metazoa; Chordata; Actinopteri; Toxotidae.